AUGUUGUUUUCUGCGUGCGCAGAUACUAAUGACCAAUCUCUGGGGCCCAAUGUCCUAGGUUGUCGAGGAGACUUCGACUUCACUGUCAAGUUCGAACAGUUGUGCUUCUCACUCACACCUGCAGCCAUUUUCAUCCUUGCGUCGCCAUGGCGGGUUGCCCAUCUCGUACGAAAGCCGACAAUCGUGGGCGCGCCAUUGCUCCGGCUAGCAAAACUUGGUGUUCUCGUCUCAUAUGCGUCUCUUGAACUCUCACAACUUAUCCUCAUCACGGUGCUUCCCUUUGGUGCCAGUGGUAUUGACAUCAUCUCAUCUGCGCUUCGCCUUGCUGCUGCUCUUUGCAUGGUCGGCCUCUCUUACUUCGAUCACAGCAAGUCACCAAGGCCCUCCAUCUUUCUUAGCGCCUAUCUCUUCUUUACACUUCUAUUCGACGUCGCCCAAGCCCGAACCUAUUGGUUGGCUUCCUCAACUCGGCCAGAGAUUGCAUUUACCGCUAUCUUUACGGCUGCAUUAACUAUGAAGGUUGCUAUGCUCUUGCUUGAGGCCCAGCGGAAAACUAAAUGGGUCGCCUGGGACUCGAAAGACCAUAGCCCAGAAGAAACCAGCGGUAUCUAUACUUUAGGCGUUUUCUCCUGGCUUAACAAGCUCUUUUUUGAUGGAUAUCAUAAGACCUUAGGAAUACGCGACCUGUAUCCUCUUGACCAAAACCUCGCUGCCACACGUCUUUCUGAACGCUUCUCACGACAUAUAAAUGAAGCCAAACAUAAAGGCCAUGAAAUCGGACUCAUGGAAGCCUUGGCCAAAACACUCCUUGUCCCUAUGAUACUUCCGAUUCCCGCAAAACUCGCGGCGAUUGGGUCCUUUUUCUGCCAGCCCCUAUUCAUAAGCAGUCUCACUAGUCGCUUAUCUCAAUCUGAGCCUGUUCCAGUCAAUAUCGGAUAUGGCUUUAUCGGCGCUAGCAUCUGCAUCUAUUCUGUAAUUGCCAUUUCACAAUCACUAUAUUGGUAUUUCCAACAGCGAUUGCUAUACAUGAUGCGUGCGUGUCUAGCAACGGCCAUCUAUACGAAAACCACGGAGGCCCGUGCCGCGGAUGAAGACGAGAAUGCGUCGUUGACCUUGAUGAGCAUUGACAUAGAACGUAUUAUGAAGGGAUCCUUGUAUAUGCAUGAACUUUGGGGAAAUGUAAUCGAGGUUGCCCUUUCUGCUUGGUUAUUAUACAACCUACUCGGUGUCGCCUUUAUAGCGCCAAUUGUGGUCGUUUUUAUAUGCGUCGGCGGCGUAUCAUUUUUUAUGCGAUUCAUGGGAGACUCCCAAAGGAAAUGGAUGGCUGGGAUUCAAAAGCGUGUCGGGCUUACCUCCAGUGUCAUCGGCAACAUGAAAAAUAUAAAGAUAUCCGGCCUCACCAGUCCCAUUUCUCGCUUCGUCCAAAAGCUCCGGGUAGAUGAAUUGCAAGCAGGGUCCAACUUCCGAUUGCUGAUGUUAACUUGCUCAGUCUUUUCCUACAUACCACUCCUCCUCCUAGAUGCUACGAAACUAUUCACUUCGCUAUCUUACCUCUUACUCAUGUCAACUCCCCUUCAAAAUUUAUUAGAGACAUUACCUCAAAUGGCUGCAGCAGUCGCUUGCCUAGGCCGUAUCCAGAAAUUCUUACAGGGUGAGGGACGUGAUGAUUACCGUGUCUUCCUCUCAAGGUCAAGAUGGGAUCCGGAGAAGUCGUCCCUUGAUAAAUCUGACAAAUCCCCCGCAGUCGUAAUAAAGGAUGGUAGCUUUGGUUGGAAGCCUGAUAAGAUGGUCCUCAACAAUCUCGAUAUCGAAAUCCCUAGAGCUUCUCUUACCAUAGUUGUCGGACCAAUUGCAUCAGGAAAGUCAUCGCUUUGUAAAGCACUUCUAGGAGAAAUGCCUCACAGCCAAGGGACAGUAACGAUAGCUACUAAGUUUUCAUGCGUGGGCUACUGUGACCAAACACCGUUCCUAUCAAACGGCAGUAUUAGAGACAACAUUAUAGGCUAUUCUCCAUUCGAUGCGCAGCGUUAUGCCGAAGUCGUCGAUGGAACUAUGCUAGGUAUUGACUUCGAAACAUUGCCCGAGGCAGAUAGGACAAACAUUGGAAGCAACGGGAUAACCCUAUCUGGAGGACAGAAGCAACGCGUAUCGUUAGCAAGGUGUCUCUACUUGCAGUCCGACCUCUUAAUUAUGGACGAUGUUUUCAGCGGCUUGGAUGCGGACACCGAAGACCAAGUGUUCCAACGUGUGUUUGGAGCAAAUGGAAUCCUAAAACGACGACAAGCCACGGUUGUCUUAUGUACACAUUCCGUUCGUCAUCUUCCGUCCGCCACGCAUGUUAUCGCUCUAAGCACCGAUGGCACUGUUGUCGAACAAGGGACCUUCGGCGACCUUGUCGCUAACCAAAGUUAUAUUCACAGCCUUGGCGUCAAGGCGCCGUUGACAAGCCAGGCCGACAGCGAAAAGAUCGAAUCCGAUGAGAGUGCUAUCGAACCUCAAAUAAACUUAAUUGAACGAGCUCCAACGGAGACACCUGAAGUAGGAGGAAAUGACAAAUCCAGGCUCAGUGGCGAUUCAGCAGCCUAUAUAGUAUACAUGAAAAGCAUGGGAACAAUGCUCCCUGUAGCUAUAUUCACUUCCGGGCUCCUCUACGGCUUCUUCUACAAUUUCCCGACAAUAUGGCUUACGUAUUGGUCCGCUGACGCUGUUGCCACCAAUCCCUCCCACUCUUUCGGAUAUUAUGCAGCAAUAUACGCCGUGCUUGAGGUUUGCGCCAUGCUAUCGCUGAUAUGGCUUGGUGUUUUGCUCUACAUUACCGUACUUACUCGGUCCGGGGUCUCCCUCCACCACGCCGCUUUGCGAACCCUCAUCCAUGCGCCGCUUAGGUUCUUUACUACGACAGAUCAAGGCAUCAUCACGAACCUUUUUUCUCAGGAUCUAAGUCUGAUCGAUAACGAGCUCCCCAGUGCCCUGCUAAAUGUUAUAUAUAUGGUGUUCGUUGGCAUAGGCCAAGCUGCAGUUAUCGCAUCGUCGUCCCCAUACCUAGCAAUCAGUUAUCCGUUCUUAUUUGGCAUGCUAUAUGUAGUUCAGAAAUUUUAUCUUCGAACUUCGAGGCAGUUGAGAUUGUUAGACCUGGAGGCGAAAAGCCCACUGUAUACACAUUUCCUCGAUACUUCAAAGGGUAUUGUAACACUUCGAGCCUUUGGUUUUGUAAGCGAAGACCGCGCAAAGAAUGCCUUCCUCUUAGAUACAUCUCAGCGACCUGCGUAUCUUCUAGCUAUGAUCCAACAAUGGCUGCAUUUUGUACUCAACGUCGUGGUCGCCAUUAUCGCUGUCAUGCUCACGUCGCUCGCCGUUCGCCUCCGUUCCAACUCCGGUUUCACCGGUGCAUCUUUAGUCACGCUAAUGUCGUUUGGUGAGAUGUUAUCUGGCGUAGUUAUUUACUACACGGCGCUCGAGACUUCUCUCGGUGCUAUCAGCCGACUCAAAGCUUUCGACAAGGCCGCGAAGACGGAGACCAAGGACGGAGAAGAUAUCGUCCCACCGGAGGAGUGGCCUCCGCGGGGAGAAAUCAUCCUAAACAACGUCUCAGCCAGUUACGACAAUGAUACUCAGCUCGAGACGCCGACCUUAGCAUUGAAGAACCUUCGACUUAAGAUACGCCCCGGGGAGAAAAUAGCCAUUUGCGGACGUACUGGAAGCGGAAAAUCAUCUCUCAUUGCUCUUCUGCUAAAACUUCUCGACCCUAUCGACGAAACACCCGAUUGUGUCAACAUUGACAAUACGCCGCUGAGUCGCAUCGACCGCGUCACGCUUCGCCAGCGCAUCAUCGCCAUACCCCAGGACAUCGUCUUCCUUCCAGACGGCUCGACAUUCCAAGAGAACCUUGAUCCAUCCAACGUCUCCACGGCAGCGGAUGCUCAGGCCGUUCUCGAGGCGGUGGAUCUCUGGGACUUCGUCCGCGAUAAAGGCGGCCUCGAGGCAGGCAUGACAGUAAGCAACCUUAGCCAAGGCCAGCGACAGCUAUUCUCUCUCGGCCGAGCAGUUCUUCGCAGACGCAUUCGAGCGCGCAGUCUCGGAUUCGGCGGCGGUGGAUCGGAGGGCGGGAUUUUACUCCUUGAUGAGGUCAGCUCGAGCGUCGAUAGGGAGACCGAGAAGGCGAUGCAGGAAGUGAUUCGCGUUGAAUUUAGGGAGUACACGGUAGUGGCGGUGAGCCAUCGCUUGGAUAUGAUCAUGGAUUACGACCGCGUCGUCGUCAUGGAGAAGGGCGAGAUUGUGGAGGAGGGUAACCCGGCGCGGCUGGUUGAGGAGCCGGGGACUAGAUUCGGAGAAUUGUGGAGCGUUGGUGGGAACUAG
Annulohypoxylon truncatum is the source of this 4356-nucleotide messenger RNA. RefSeq names its product ABC multidrug transporter. Lineage: Eukaryota; Fungi; Ascomycota; Sordariomycetes; Xylariales; Hypoxylaceae. The record is from RefSeq and is a predicted model, not a curated record. Gene Ontology annotation, cellular component: membrane. The transcript has 7 exons. Gene Ontology annotation, molecular function: ATP binding; ABC-type transporter activity; ATP hydrolysis activity. Gene Ontology annotation, biological process: transmembrane transport. Bases 1 to 4356 code for a protein of 1451 amino acids.